AUGAGAAGAAACGAAUGGAGAUGGAGAUAUCUGCCGUGUCAAAAGUCGCCCGUGCAGGUAUGGUGGACCGAUCGGGCUGGAGAGAUGGAUGAGAAGUGGGUUGUCGCCAAACAAAAAAUGCUAGAGAGAGAAGAGAGGAGACACUCUCAAGGACAAGACUUUCCUUUCUAUAUGACGAGAAUUAGUCUGGUUACAUUACCUACUUCAGACUCUUGCUACGAUACCUCUGCCGCCGUACCUUUACAAUAUGCUGCUAUGUUUUCGCGCCCGGUUACAGCUGUCACUCCAUCUCCACUUUGA
Molecule: messenger RNA, 300 nt
Organism: Sclerotinia sclerotiorum 1980 UF-70
Lineage: Eukaryota; Fungi; Ascomycota; Leotiomycetes; Helotiales; Sclerotiniaceae
Exons: 2
Coding region: 1-300 (99 amino acids)
Source: RefSeq, a predicted model, not a curated record